AGCCGUGUCUCCGCCAGUAUUCUAACGGCAACGAAAACUUGACUAUCGAAACAUGUAAUUCGUAAAGCUUCUGAAACUUUUACGACUAUUGAUAUUUCAUUGUGAACGUUAGAUUAAUUAAUUAUAAUGUAAUUAGUAUUUUGAAGUGAAGUGAAAAAUUUAAUGACGAUAAAUUUGCGACGCGAAAGUUGGUAUAAAAAGUAACCGUCCCGUUUAUAGAAAAGUUAUUAACAAACUUUAUAUCUGCAUAUUUCUUACAAAUUAAUGUGACUAAUCCGUGUAUUAGUUUCCGUAUAACUAAUAACUGUAAAUCGUUAAUAUUCAAUUAAGAAAUAAUUCAAGCGACAUAAUAAAUUUAAAACAAGUCAUAGUCUGGCGUUCUAUUAAAAAAAAAAACCACUGCAGGCUGCAUUCAGCCAGUAAAGUUAGAAACAUUAAUAUCGGAUGGUUUGCGAUGGUCACGCGAUGCUGUGCUUGGAGUCGCUGGUGACGAGGUGGCGGGAGCGGGGCGAGCGGCGGGGCAGCGGGGGCGGCGGUGGGGGGCGGCGCACCCGCUCCCGCAGCCUCUGCUCCUCCGCCGGCGAUGGCAGCUUGCUGCAGCUGCUUCAUAGAAGGGCCAGCAGUGCUAUCUCAUCGGCGAGUGAAUUGAUCUCACGUCGCGGCGUGUUCUCUCGGAGGCAGUAUGGAUCAGUUGAGCAGUUGUCAGCGUCAGUGGAAGGUGGCGGGGCGGUGGACGCUAUUGUACGCCGCUACCGCCUCGAGAACGGCAACUCCCUUGGAGAAAAAGAUGAAUUGUUUGGUCCGCCGAGCGCCCCUGUACUUGAGAACCCCGAGUUUCAGACGAGAUGGUACUUCAAAUAUUUUCUCGGUAAAAUGCACCAAAAUUACAUAGGCGUAGACGCAGCAAGGGAACCUUAUUUACUUAGCGUCGUCCAAGAAGGAGCAGGACUUCUACGAGCGAUAUUAUUUAACAAAAUGGGUGCUCACAAAAUAUAUUUACCAGCGAGUGCUUGGAGUGCUAGUGGAGGACAAACUCCUACAAGACCAACAGUCAAACAAAUCCUUACUCAAUUCACAGCCAUGGAAAGAGUAGAUAAAGUCCCUCGAGAGAUUACGUGCCCCGAACUACAAAAGGAUAUUUUACUGCUCGAAGAACAAGAAGGUUCCGUGAACUUCAAGAUAGGGAUUAUGCUAAUGAGACCUGGCCAAAGGACUGACGACGAAAUGCUCUCUAAUGAGAAAGGCAACGAAAAAUGGGAGCGAUUUAUCUCCCUACUGGGCGACAAGAUUCGAUUAAGAGGUUGGAACCGUUUCCGAGGCGGACUCGACGUCAAAGGUGACAUGACCGGCAGUCAUUCUAUCUACACGAUGCAUCAAGGCCACGAGAUUAUGUUCCACGUCUCCACCAUGCUGCCAUUCUCCAAGGAUAAUAAACAACAGCUGGAAAGGAAAAGACACAUCGGCAACGACAUAGUAAACAUAAUAUUUACAGAAGAUUCCACUCACAAUACAUUUAAUCCGCAGUACGUCAAGAGUCACUUCACUCACAUAUUCGCCGUGGUGUCGGAAGUGGAGGGCGAGGGGUACCGAUUAAGCGUGUACAGCGACGACAGCGUUCCACCUUUCGGGCCCUCUUUGCCCUGCCCGCCCGUCUUCAACGACCCUCAACUCUUUAGGGAGUUUCUAUUGGUUAAAUUGAUGAAUGGCGAGAAAGCGGCCUUCCAGACCCCGACGUUUGCAUUGAAACGUCAGAGGACCCUCGACACCCUCAUUAGAGAUAUCUACGCUGAGCAUUGCUCGGAUCACAAAGUACCGAUGUUAUCCCGGCGUGCACUGUCCGACGUGUGGUCGGGCGGUGCCGGCGCGGGUGGUGCUGGUGCAGCGCGCACCGAACGGCAGCCUAACACUUACUCUGUGGACGAUGACGACGCUGACAAAAGCGAUCCUUGUCAGAAUAACCGUACCUCGGAAGAUAACUCUGCAUCAAGUCGCAGUAGCUCGGUGUCCUCGGAGCAGGAGAAUAUUCGGCCACCGCUGCAGCGCAUGGCGCCCGUCUCGCCGCCCACUUCCCCACAAGUGUUGCCAGAGAAUAGCGGUCGAUGCGUCCGCAUAUACAAGAUCCCUCAAAGUAACCUGAGCGCUGGUGCCUACCAACGACAGUCUGUUUCAGCGGAUCAAGUUGUUACAUCAUACUUUACAGACAGGCCCAACAGCAUAAAACAAAGACUAGCAGAGCUAAGACUGGACAGUAAAUCACGAGGUGGGGGCGAAGAAGAUACGCUGUAAGCAUUUUCUUCCUAAAUGCAGCAUAUAUGUGGGUUUCUGUUGAAACACUUGUAUAAAAACAUAAUGUCGUCCCUCUCAGUCUCUUUGAAAUAGCAGGGACAGCAAUAUGAUUUAAUACAAGUCAUGGCGUAGUUAAGGGGGUUACACAUUUAUAGUAGCCGUUCCCCCAUCCUAGGUCUUCGAGUUCUAGGAAUUGUUAUGUUGUACAUGUUACAGCAAACGUAAUAUUUGUUGUUGAUAAUUAAUUAAUAUAAAACGUAAAAUAAAAAAGAAAUUCGGUAAUUUAUAUGCUUUUAUGUAUUUUUACUAAGAGUUGACGGAUAAACGCACAUGGGCCACAAAAGAAAACUGAAUAUUAUCAUUUUUAAAGCCUCUUUCCGCAAGAUAAUUUUUGUAAUGAAACCAUAAAAAAAUUGGUUGCACUAGUAGGUUUAUAAAACAGUAGGCGUAGUUAAAAUGAGUAAACAUAAGUUUGAAUUUUAAUCAUUCUCAUGUACAUAACUCAAUUACUGAUAUUGUUAUAGCGUAACUAAAAUUACUAAUUAAUUUGUAAGUUGUUAAGAUAUAAAUGUCGCACAUAAUAUAAGUAAUUCUUGCACAAUCUUAAGCUCA
Papilio polytes (common Mormon) is the source of this 2898-nucleotide messenger RNA. RefSeq names its product GTPase-activating Rap/Ran-GAP domain-like protein 3. The transcript has 17 exons. Bases 445 to 2286 code for a protein of 613 amino acids. Gene Ontology annotation, cellular component: cytoplasm. Gene Ontology annotation, biological process: regulation of small GTPase mediated signal transduction; activation of GTPase activity. The record is from RefSeq and is a predicted model, not a curated record. Gene Ontology annotation, molecular function: GTPase activator activity. NCBI's taxonomy places the organism in Eukaryota, Metazoa, Arthropoda, Insecta, Lepidoptera, Papilionidae.